Aphanomyces astaci is the source of this 1860-nucleotide messenger RNA. RefSeq lists its product as hypothetical. The transcript is spliced from 11 exons. Lineage: Eukaryota; Oomycota; Saprolegniomycetes; Saprolegniales; Verrucalvaceae. Bases 14 to 1432 code for a protein of 472 amino acids. Gene Ontology annotation, molecular function: protein binding. The record is from RefSeq and is a predicted model, not a curated record.
CUUGCGAUUCUCAAUGAUGUUCGUGAGCGCCACUCGUCGGCGCGUCCGCCUUGCAGGGCAUGCGAGUCGGUCCCUGUCAUUUUUCGACAAGAUGUUCUCAUACGGAGGCAAUGAUGAUGUGAAGGCAUCAUCGGCCGGAGGAAGCAGCGGGUACCAGCUGGCGUUACUGGGAUAUGUCGCCGGCACAAUGUUCCCCAAGGACUCGUUGAAGCGCAUCUUGACCAACGACCCAGGGUUUCUGAUGGGACAUGUCCUCGUGGGAGCCAGCGAAUAUCUGCAUCCUCGUUUGCACGGCGAUUCCCAAGAUGCGGUCCGUCGCGUCGACACUGUGAAGGCUUUGCUUGUUGACGGUUCAGCGCAGUCAAAGACUGAGACUCUGCACGUGCAUGCACUGAGUGCGCUGGUGGGUGGUCGCUAUCGAGAAGCUUCCGUUGCAUACGAGACAAUUCUCCGCGAAGACGCCACGGACCUCCUCGCUGUCAAAUGUGCCGUCGACAUCUACACCCUCCUCGGAGACGCGAGGAAUAUGCAGGACACCAUCUCGCGAGUGUUGCCGCAAUGGCAGACAAACCACCAAGGAUACAGUCACCUGAUGUCGCUUCAAGCGUUCGCCGUACAAGAGCGCGGGGACUUUGCUGCGGCGGAGUCGCUGGCCCAUCGAUCCAUGUCCAUGAACAACGAAGAUGGAAGCGCAUUCCACGCCUUGCUGCACGCGCUAGAAUCCCAAGGAAAGCACCAAGACGGCGCGAGUAUGGUGCAGCGACAUCGCGAUGCCUGGUCCGAAUACGCGGUCCUCAAGGCGCAUCUCACGGUCCAUUGGAUGUACUUUUUAAUUGAAACUGGCCGCUUUGACCGCGUCGUGGCGUUGCUCAAGAACGACGUGCUCGUGCCCGACGAGGUGUUGUCGGCCAAUGGGCUUGUGGACGUGACCCAAGUGUACUGGCGCCUCCGCUUUGCCGGGUUCGACGUGCCCUUUGUCCUGGAGGAACUGGAUCGCCAAUGGACGGCCGUCGUCAAGGAUGCGGAGACGGUGCCGCUGAGUCCCCUCGCCGCCCUCCAUGCGCAUAGCGUGUUCUCGUUGCUUCGACCAGAAUCGGACACCCCGCAAAUCUCGGAUCAAGCGUUCGCGUGCGACGUACAGGCCUUACAUGCGGCCUGGGUCGGCCAAGGACUUUCCAUCGAUAGGAUUGUCCAAUUCAGCCAUCGAUUGCCUGGCAAUGGAGAAGGGCACGUCGUGGCGACUCUGCUCGACGCCAUCUCGGCGUAUGCCAAGGUGCGUUGCUUUAUUAUCCGGAGUUUCCGGAUAAGGCGACUUUUUUCCAUUAGGGGCAAUUCCAUGUGGCGGUGGACAAACUGCUUUCGGUCCGAGGCCAUCUUCACGUACAUACGUCCUUGCGUUCUUCUGGGUGCUUCAUGCAUGGAUGUCCGCUAGGUCGUCGGGGGCACCCGCGUGGAAGCCGAGUUCUUCGAACUUCUCCUCGUCGAUGCGGCCCGCGCAUCCUCGCAACUCGACCUGGCCAAGCUGCUCCUCAUCGAACGGUACUGCGUCCUCGUAGCUCAUUGCUCAGACAGAAUUUUGUUGAUGUUCGACUCUACUAGCUUAAAUAUCAAGCCCCACAGUGCGCAGUACUGGAAAACCUAUGGGGACAUCAUGGAAGACCUCCAGGACGAAGCUGGCGUCGACGGAGCGAGGCGCAUGAGCUACGUUCUCGGAUUGGGUCAAGCGGGAACGAAUGCAGCAUAAAAGCCCUAAAUAGAAGGCUCUGGAUAGGGUUUAGAGCUAGAAUCCACCUAAAUAGACAAAAAAUACGGAAAAAUUGAUGUAAAUAUUCUAGUAAUACUACUAGUAACUACUCCGGA